AUGACGCUCUUUAAUCCGACGACCGUCCUCGUGGGUUUCCUCCUCCUCUACCUUUCCUCGUUCCUUAUCUUCGCCAUCGUUCGAAUCGCAACGGGAGUUUCUAUUCAGCGAAUCGGCUAUUUUUCCCUCCGCCGCAUUGCCUAUGUUCCGAGAGAAGGGAUACAAAUCGAACUUCGUGGCUUGGGAUUAUCUCUACAUCCUCCGUCGUUCGCGCAACCGACAUGGCUGAGUCUUCGCUUGACGGAACUGAAGGUGACCGUGAACCCUUCGGCUUUGGGCAAGGGGGGUAAUAGCAACACAGCAAAGGCGGAUGUGCCUGAGCCUCAAAGCUCUUCGGACGUGGGGGAUACUUCGCAGGAUGGAGGGGAGAGCAGCCCAGCACGAGCUCGGCGGAGCAAGACGUGGAAGACACUCACACGGAUGAAGGAGCAGGUCAAGAGACUACACAGAAAGAUACAUUGGCUCAGUUUGGUGGACGUCGUUGCGGUGAAUACGACGAUCAACUUCCUCGAAGCCGGCCAAUUCCAGAUAGGAUCGCUCUCGUUGGCGGUGGACACCAGGCGGAAGAUGGUGGACCGGGCAAAGGUGUUUCGCCGAAAGAAGGAUGAGUCUGGUGAACUAUGCCCGGCCGAAUGGAUCAUGAACGUGCAAAACGUCCUUCUCGCGGUCGAUGGCAACGAGCCGGCUGAGGUUCUGGAUCACGUCCAGGUCAAUAUCCACGGACUUCUCCAUAGCGACCGCGACGGACUCAGGGAUACCUCUAUUGCACUGAAAAUCGGAAGACUCCAUAUUCCAUACGAUGAAUUGGCCACUGUCUCGCAACGGAUUAAGCAGUUCCGGCGGUCGAGGAAGGACCCUAUCGUCAAUGACACGGAUGACGAGAUAUCGUUUGCCGACUUUGUCGAGGAGUUGGACAGACCCGGUAGUCGUGACGAUGUGAUUGUGCGAACGGUCGCUGAUUCAAAAGAAUUUGCAAGCUCCCUUCUACGUGGCAUUCGGGAAAUUCAACUGGCUUUGAGUUUCUUCAGACUGUCUCGCAUUGUCCAGCCGUCUUCUGCGGGGCAGAAAUCGGUCUACUUGAACGUCAUAUCCCAUGAAAUCGGCGUUGACCUGCAUCGCAUGGACCAAAGGAGUCCCGCACAUCGCAUGUAUUUUCAGCGGGACGACGUCGCACAUCAGGCUCUUCUGGCCGCCAUAUCUCUCUCAGUAAGCUUGGACGAUAGCUCGGGCGAGACGGACAACAUCGUAUACAUCCCUAUGGCUACUACAACAAUCAAGACUACGCUUCCUUCCAAAACCGUUGGCUCUUUCGAUGAUCAUAAUGCAGAGGAGCGCAACACAAAUAUCCUCUUUGCCAAUUUUGUCGUUACCUCGCCCUCUCUCGAUCUAGAACCGCACCAUCUUGACCGACUUCUCGGUCUGGUUCAAACCCGAGCAUCCUCCUCGCACGGAAAGAAGCGCGACAAUCAUCGACUGAUUUCUCGGCUGCUCCCGAAAGCCAAUAUUAAGCUGUCCGUGCAUGAGCCUGUCGUUCGACUCGUCCUCCCCAUAACUAAAGAAUCAGCCGGCUCUGAUGAUGACUAUAAUCUUCUAAUCUCCUCUAUAUCCGCUAUAGCUCUCGAUAUAGAUUCUUCGCACUCGUCAGAAGGUGGAGUACAUUAUUCUCUCUCGUCAGUUUAUCGGGUCGCAGAUCACAAGCUGUACUAUCAGACCCCAACCGGGGUCAAGCACAAUCUGCUGACCACAGAGACCCUGGAACUCAAGGUCCUCCUCAACGCGUCGCCAGAGGUGUGCGUGAUCGCUACGGGGACACUGAACACAUGUUCUGCCCACAUGGUCAAUGGUGAGGUCAAUCGCGGCAUCCGCCAGGUUGUUGAGCAAUUUCGAGCCCAGAUGCAGAACAGGAGGAGGGCCUCGAUGGCACGCCAAGAAAGGAAACCGAGCAUACUAAGGCGUAUCCCGCCAUGGUUACUCAAUUUUCAGUUUGAGGCCACGGGUCUCAGUUUGGAAAUCGCCGGAGUGGACAGUACCGUCUCAAAGCUUUCCCGGGGAGUUUCAUUACAGCUGCAAUCAUGGACUGCAGAAUACAGAGCCCAAAAAGCCGAACCGACUCACAUCAGCCUCGUACGGCGACGCACCCCAAGUCACUCCACCAUUGGUGACGAAUCGCCGUUUCGAUUUCCUCCAACAUCACCGCCCAGACAAAUUCAACAUGGUGCUGCGGAUGGGAGACGGCUGGCUUUUCACGCCCGUGGCUUCGAAGGCUUUGUGAUUGAAUCUGAAGACUACUUGGAGCCUGAGCCGUUCUUCUCACUUCCCCGAUUUGAGGUUGCACUGAGCACCCAAAGUGACCGUCUUGGUCCUAUCUUCCAUAUUAACUCGGUUCUGAAGGGUGUCUAUUUGCAGUAUUCACUUUAUCGCUAUUACUGUCUUGGAGUGGCGGUGUCUGUUAUUCAGGAUGCAUUCAUUCAACACCCUACAGAAGCACCAACCGAGCCACCGUUCGAAUGGCAUCCGAAGGAUUCUGCAACCUCUCCCUCUGUUCCACGGCCACCGCUCAAACGGAGUGAGCUCAUCACGGUGGAUAUCAGAGCUACAGUCGUUCAAGUCAAAACUUUCCUACCUGCCGACCCUCCAAUGCUGCUACAGAUAUAUGGAUUGGCGGCUGGGUCUCACCGUCUGUCGUCUCCCUACGUAAAGGCGCAGCUGAUUCGCUUACAUGCCGAAGCUCCCAAGCUCAAGGGUGUUUGGGCUAGAAUUAUCAGCAUGAAUAACGUCAAGGUUGACCUGCGCAAGUUCAAACUAAAGCAGGGCUCUAAUUUAGUCGAGGAGAAGUCAAUAGACGUCUGGACCGACUUUAUCCGCAUAGGUGUCCCUCAUCACAUGAUCAUGCAUCGUGUCUUCGACAACUGGGUCAACACUGCUAAAGCUCUUAAGCAGCUCCAUCAUCGCUUCAAGAACCGUUCAUCAGAAUUCAUUUCGGCAAGGGAUCCAGAAGCCCCAAAGAAGGUUCCACGGAUCUCGCUGCGGAGUAAAGCUCUAUUAUUCGAGCUAGAAGAUGAUGCUUUCGAGUGGAAACUAGGUUGCAUCUAUCGGACGGGUCUACUUGAGCAGCGACAACGGUUAGCGCGAGAGGAGGCGUUUGAGCUCAAGAUUCAGAAAAUCAGGGAGUCAGGACAGCGUCGGGCCUCAUCCAGGUUGAGAACAAGGUCCAGCCAUCGGACACUUCGCAGCGAACGGACAAGCCAUGACACGAAGAGGAGCAAAAGUGCUGAUCCGAAGCCUCGCGGCCAUGCUAACGAUACGAAGGGCGGACGAGGGAGGAGAUUCCGGUAUGAUACGGAGGGCUCGGCUUGCCUGUCUUCCGAUUCCAAAAUCUCGGAGGAAAAGGCUUGGUUCCGUCUCCAAGAACACAAUGCUCGAUCUUGGAAGCAGAAGAUUGACGCGGCUUUUCGCUUUCAAGGCAGCUCCAUCAAGGAAAUUCGGAAUCUCUUCUCUGGAGCCGAUGAGCCGCCUGAUGAUGCCACUGUAACCGAGAAAAUUCUCGCCUUUCCAAACAGGCCUGGUAUCAUGUCAGCCUUGAUAACUGACCUCAGUCUAGUCAUAGACAAACCGUCCUUCCCUAUUGAAGAGUUCCCGUCGUUUCUCCAUAGGCUUGGAAAGGGAAUCCCUCUAUCCACACAAUACGCUUUGCUCGUUCCAAUGAGCUUCCACCUGAACAUGGGCGAAGCUCGAGUCAACCUGAGAGACUACCCCUUGGACUUGUUACAUAUACCUGCCUUACGACCGGGCCAGUCUCCCAGACUCUCAAGUUGGUCGUUGCGAACGGAUUUUGUUAUAGCCGAAGAAUACCGCGACUACAGGUCGUCGAGAAAGGUACAGCUGGAACUCGUUCCAUCAACCGAACUUUCGGAUGGAACCACGAGUCCUCCCUUCUUGAUUGAUGUGUGGCGAUCUGUGUCUCCUGUCAAGACUUACUCCGACCCUACCAUCGAAAUCAAUACUAGUCUCCCGACAAGCAUCUCCUGGGGUAUGUCAUAUCAGCCUGUGAUUCAGGACAUGAUGAAAAUCAUAGAAGGCUUCACGAAGACUGAGAUAGAUGCGUCUGAAAGAGUUGGAUUCUGGGACAAGAUCCGUCUAAGUUUCCAUUCGCGCAUACGAGUUCUAUGGAAGGAGGACGGCGACGUUCACCUGCGCCUUAAAGGCUCUAGGGAUCCAUAUGUGGUAACUGGCUUCGGAGGCGGCUUCGUCAUGUGCUGGAGGAAAGACGUAAAAUGGGAAAUCCACACCAGCGACGAUCCGAAGGAAUUCAUGAGUGUUACAAGUGGGGAAUAUGUGCUGGCGAUCCCAGACUACAGCAACGAGGCUCGAUACGCACAAGAGGCCACCGCGCAGGACUUGGAGAGCAGUUCUUCUUCAAGCGAUUUCAAGAACGCAACACUUUUCAAGAAGGUUGUGAUGAAAUUGUCGGGCGACGUCCGAUUAGUUGCUGGCUUGGUCUUUGAACGUAACAUAGACGGGGACAAGCGGUCGUUUGAGUUCAAACCGCAUUACGAUGUGGUCCUUCGAAAUCCGGAAUUUAUCGAUCCAGAGGAGCGAAAGGCAUGUACAAUUUAUCUUCUGGUGAUUUUUCUGUCUAACUUUUCAUCACAGGACUACGACGCCUAUCGUGGGUUCCGCAGCAACCACAUCCACUUGUCCAUCUCGGUCGUUGCACCUGUGAGCAGGAACUGGGAUGUUGACCAUCUUCAGCCCUCAGCAAGCUACAACGCCGUUCACUUGAGUCCGCGAUUCUUCACGCACUUCUUCAACUGGUGGUCUCUAUUCUCGGGUGUGAUGUCUCUCCCAGUCCGCCAGGGUCCUCUUUGGCCUGGUAUCACCAAAACCAGCAAGAAGUUCAAUCGCCAUCUUGCUACUGUCAAGUACAAACUGCUCCUCGCGCCUCUAUUUGUGGCUCACAUCUACAAGCACAAGGACCGUGAGGAUUAUGCGGAAGAUGUGGUCACAGCAACAGGGCUGAAGGUUCGUCUGGACAGUUUGAAGCUCGAUGUCCAUCAGCGGCGGGAGCAGAUCAAGACGGUAGCAAAGGGUCGCCUGAAGCAAACAAAGUCAAGCGCCAUGCGGAUCAACCAAGGCCAAUUGGAUUUGCAGGCGGCCGAUUUCAGAGCCGUCUCAGUUAGUAUUGAAGGAACGAAUCUCGAUGACAUACAGAAGAACCGGGACGAUAUUAUAUCUUCCUUCCAGCAGCCAGUUCCCUCGGUUGAUUUAUCACGAUUCACUAUCCCAGACCAGAACCUUGAUUGGGUUGAUAUGGAUGACUUUGUUGAGCUUGAUUGGAUACUACCUCAAGAGUCCAACCCGAAAACACAUAUACUUCCUCUUGCGUUCACCCCACGUUUUACCUACUUUCGCCAGACUGACCAUGGCGAUAUAACGCCGGAUCAAACAGGGUACAGCCCAUUCGGGCAUGAGCCCACUCACGACUGCGUUAUGUCCGAGAGUAACGAACCUCGUCGGGUACAAAUGGAACUGAUCAGGGAUCGCCUCGCCACCGUUGAAGCACAAAUACGGAACUUCGAUCGUCAGAUUGGGGAGCAGGAGCUUCGUAUGGCAAAGGAUGUCGACCAUCAUUCCGAACUUAAAAAGGAGCACGAUGACUUUGUCAGACAGUCUGAAUCGCUUGCUCGGAGACGUGCCUUCCUUGUGACUGGGCUUCGUCGCCUUGAAGUGCAACUUGCACGUGAAGAGAAAACCCCAAUGGACAAGAAGCCUGAAAAUUUCGCGAGCGACAGCUCGUUCCGUCUUGGUGCCGACUCCGAUUCAACAAACGAUGGCAAAGAAGCGGAUCUCGACGGCUUGUACUCGUCGCGCAACGAUGAAUACGCUAGCGACUUCAACAACCGCUUCUUGAUCCACAACAUGCAAUUGAAGUGGAACAACUCACUCCGCAACAUUAUACUGCGCUAUAUUCAUCAAGUGAGCCAAAGACGAGGUUUCGUGUACUACAUGUCCCGCAGAGCCGUCAAAUUCAUUCUCGACAUUGUCGAAGAACAGAACAAAAACAACCAAAGACGAUCCAAAAUGUUCAAGGGCUCGUCGAGACGGCCAUCGAAUGCGGACACAGACGAAGACAGUGUGGAGGAUCGUAUCGAACAACUUCUGAAUGAUACCAAACGCUUUGUCAGUGCUGAUGAACAGGAAAGCGUUGACUCGGGUACCCAGACCCAGCCAGAUUCUGACAGCUCUAGCGAGAAUAUAUCGCCUGAGUUCACUCCACAGAAUAGUUACUACUUACGGUUGAUUGCGCCGCAGAUCCAGCUUCAGAGCGAGAAAAAUCAGAAGUCAGUCUUGUUGGUGGCCGCGAGUGGAAUGCAACUGAAGGUGAUUUCAAUCAUGGACAAAGAACGUGUUUCAGACGAUGUCAGCGGUUUGGUGCAGCGCCGCUUCUCCCUUGACAUGGAUGGUGCUCAGUUCUUCGUUGCAACUCAGAAGAAUCUGAUGAAUCACUUGCAGUUCUAUGCCGGUAAUAAGUAUGGUAACGCUCCGGGAUCGGCAUGGCCACCUUGGGUAACGCUCGAAGCCAUGUUUGACUUUGAGCUGAAUCCUUUCGGCUUCUCGAGAAUUAUCCAGAAGACUUCUGCCAGCUUGAGAUACGACAAAUACAACAACCUGCGUCUGAAGUACAAUGAAGAAGUGGCAAAAGGGCAAUCCAAGCACGUCGGUCCAGAUGGUCAAGAGACUAGGAUGGAUCAUAUUAGUGUUGACUUUCCUCACUUUCGCGCUAUUUGUGACUCGGCUGAGUAUUACUCAAUGUACAUCAUCGUGCUGGAUCUCCUGCUCUAUAGCGAACCGCUGGAGAAGGUCAGAAACGAACGUCUGGAACGCAUACUUCUCACUUCGGAUUUCAGCGACCUGAGAGGUGCUCCGGAGAUGGUGUUCAAGCUGCAGUCCCGCAUCCGUCAACUAGAGGAGAUCAAAGAGCAUUUCCAGAUCAACGCCAAGUACCUGGACAAGCAUGGCUGGGAAGACCGGCUGGUGCUGGAAAAGGAUCUGGCUCAAUGCGAAGACGAGUUAUUCUUCUUGAUGAAAGCCAUCACGACAUCUCAAAGACGGAUCGAGCCGACAACGUCUGGAGCAAAUGGAAUUCUGAGAUGGAACAUCUCUGCAUCCGAGGUAGUAUGGCAUCUUAUGAUGGACCAGUCUCAGCCUUUGGUCGAAUUCCAGCUACGGAAUGCCGAGUAUGAUCGCACGGACAAUAGUGAUGGCUCGAAUCACAAUCUCGUGGCAGUUGAACGGAUAUACGGCUUGAACCUUCUGCCGGACGCCAUCUACCCUCAAAUCAUCGUUCCGUAUCUUGACCAGGCCAAGAACCUGGACGAACCCGAUGAAAAUAUGAUUAGGGUCAAAUGGCACAUGUUGGAAGCUGUUGGCGGGAUUCCCGUCCUCGAUGACUUCGAGGUGUCGCUGUUCCCGCUCAAGAUACAACUGGAGCGCGAGCUUGGUCAAAGGGUGUUUGAGUAUAUCUUUCCGAAUGUUCGCUCCAAUGGGUUCGAUGGCGGUUUCUCACCUUUCAUGAUCAAGAACAUGAAACCUUUGGAUGCCUCGGAAUCGGAAGAAGACGAUGAUAGCCCAUCUCCGCCUCCAAGCGCGCAAGGCACAAGCGACAUCUCAACCGAGGACCUUUCAGGGUCCAAAGGACCCGGCGCUAUUGAGCUCAGGUUGCAACCCACGCUUUCGCUGGCAGACGAAACGAGACCUCGUUCGCGUCACAGUUCGUAUAACCUUAAGGGUCUUGGCAUGACGGCGAUACACAAGAAAGAGCAGCAGGGCAGCAAUCGUCUGGGAGUAUCCCAAUCAGACCGUCCAGCAACGAGUGCUAGUUCAUUGAGCAAGAAGAAGUCAGUUGAGAGCAUGCGAAUGCUGUCCAGACAGCCUACAGACAAGUCAUUCGCCAAUGGCUCGACCGCCAACGUCGGGGAAGAUAAAGGCAAGAAAUUUACCCUGAUACCGAACAAGAGCGGUAAAUCCAAGGAAGCGCAAGACGAUCUAUCGCAGAUGAUGUCUCGCGCAUCUUCCUAUAUGACCCUUGCUCACGUGAAGGUGAACGAUGUCGUACUUUGUUUGAGUUACAAAGGCAAAGGAGAGCACAACCUCGAGGACAUCCAUGACUUUGUCUUCCGACUUCCUGUUCUAGAAUACCGGAACAAGACAUGGUCCAAUUUGGAUUUGGCUCUGCGACUGAAGAAGGAUGUCAUCAAGGCUUUGAUCUCUCACGCACCCGCGAUACUUGGCAACAAAUUUUCUCAUCAUCGACCUUCAAAGCAACAACUGAAACGCUAUCGCGAGCUUGCCAGUUCAUCUCAGCUACUUCAGAACCCGGACAGUGCAUCAAAUGCCCCGUCGGGCCAAACCCAGAGCCUAGCGAGUUAUGACUCGAACAGCGAACAUUCGGAGUCAACGUCUCAACGCUCAGUUCACUCAGGAACCUCCCCACUCGCGCGAUCACAAUCCUUAGGCUCAAGUAUGCUUAGCGUCCAGGAUCAAGGCACACCAUUUGACUCACGCUCUGCGAGUGAAGUGGAUGUCGAUGCUCGCUGGGAGGUAUGUCUCUACAAUGUCGUACGAAUUUAG
Aspergillus fischeri NRRL 181 is the source of this 8631-nucleotide messenger RNA. RefSeq names its product FMP27 family protein. The transcript has a single exon. NCBI's taxonomy places the organism in Eukaryota, Fungi, Ascomycota, Eurotiomycetes, Eurotiales, Aspergillaceae. Bases 1 to 8631 code for a protein of 2876 amino acids. The record is from RefSeq and is a predicted model, not a curated record.